AUGGCCAUGGCAAUGGCAGGACCUUCUCUGCUCAUUAUCCUGGGAUGCCUGCUGUUUUCCGUUCUCCCUUCACAAUCUCUCCAUCUGCAGAAUGUGUCACAGCAUGCUGUCUCUAAUGGAUACUACUAUGGGAACCCUACUAAACCCCAAUCACUUCUCAAUGAGAUCGACAGUUGCUAGCGUGCUGACCCUAAUUGGGCUAUCCUCCGUCGAGCCCUUGCUGACUGCAGCAUAGGCUUCGGUAGUGGCACAUUUGGAGGCCGCAAUGGCCGUAUAUAUACUGUGACCAACCCCUCUGAUGACCCUGUCAACCCCAAGCCCGGCACGCUGCGCUACGGUGUCAUCCAAACUGAACCUUUGUGGAUAAUAUUUGGUCAUGACAUGGUCAUCACACUUGAGAAUGAGCUCAUCGUGAACAGUAAUAAGACCAUUGAUGGGCGUGGAGCAAGCGUCGACAUUGCAUAUGGUCCCUGCAUCACCAUCCAAGGUGUUAGCCAUGUGAUCAUCCUUGGCUUUAGGUUGCAUCACUGUAAACCUGGCACCCAAGGGCUCGUGCGUAGCACUCCAACGCAUGUGGGUCACAGAGGUGGCUCCGACGGUGAUGCAAUAGCCGUGUUUGCUUCAUCCCAUGUUUGGAUCGAUCACUGCUCUCUUUCUCACGCAUACGAUGGCCUCAUCGACGUUAUCCAUGCUUCCACUUCCAUCACCAUAUCAAAUUGCUACUUCUCCGAUCAUGACAAGGUGAUGCUAUUCGGUCAUGAUGAUUCUUUCAAGGCCGAUAAAUAGAUGAAAGUAACGGUCGUAUUCAAUCGCUUGGGCGCUAAUUUGGUGCAAAGGAUGCCCAGGGUGAGACUUGGUUACGUGCAUGUUGCAAACAACAUGUAUGAAACAUGGGAGAUGUACGCAAUUGGAGGGAGUGCAAACCCUACCAUUCUAAGCGAGGGGAAUUACUUCAUUGCUCCCAACAAUGUUGACCUCAAACAAGUGACCAAGAGAGAAAGCAGUGGUUGGAAGAGUUGGAAAUGGAGGUCUUAUAACGAUGUAUUCAUGAAUGGUGCAUAUUUUGUGCAGUCAGGAUGGGGAAGCAUUGCACCAGGUUAUGGGCGUUCACAGACAUUCACAGCUGCCCAUGGCAUGUUGGUGCCGUCUCUCACGACCAGUGCAGGUCCUCUUCUUUGUUUUCCUCGAUUACCUUGUCGCUAG
This is a messenger RNA of Amborella trichopoda, 1203 nucleotides long. RefSeq names its product putative pectate lyase 2. The record is from RefSeq and is a predicted model, not a curated record. Lineage: Eukaryota; Viridiplantae; Streptophyta; Magnoliopsida; Amborellales; Amborellaceae. Gene Ontology annotation, molecular function: pectate lyase activity.